Messenger RNA from Magnolia sinica, 630 nucleotides. Its product is annotated as universal stress protein A-like protein. Bases 33 to 578 code for a protein of 181 amino acids. NCBI's taxonomy places the organism in Eukaryota, Viridiplantae, Streptophyta, Magnoliopsida, Magnoliales, Magnoliaceae. The record is from RefSeq and is a predicted model, not a curated record. The transcript is spliced from 4 exons.
UUGCCUGGGAGUUUUAGUUUCAACUUUUUGUCAUGGGAAAGGAGUUGUGGGGACAUGUUGAUGGGAGUGAUCCAGCACCUACCGAUCCUAAGACGUUGGUUCAAUGGAAGGUGAAAGAUGCUCGCGUGAUGACUUGGAUUCUUGGGUCUAUUGAUCCACUGCUUACACUCAAUUUAAGGUCGCACAAGACGGCUAAAUCGAUGUGGGAGUACUUGAAAAAGGUUUAUCAUCACGAUCAUUCCGCCCGGCGAUUUCAGUUGGAAACUGAUCUUGCUGCCUAUUCCCAAGCUCUGGAAUUGAUCAAGUCUGUACAAGAACAUCGAAAGAAGAUAUCAUUGGCUCUCUUAGAACAAGCUAAGGAGAUUUGUUCUAAACAUGGGGUAGUUGCAGUGACGAUUACAGAGGUGGGAGACCCAAAAGGAAUCAUAUGUGAAGCUGUCGAGAAGUUCAAAAUUGAUUUACUUAUUUUGGGUAACCAUGGCCGCGGCGCUCUACAGAGGGCUUUUCUUGGGAGUGUGAGCAAUUACUGCAUGCAACAUGCCAAGUGUCCCGUUCUCGUUGUGAAGAAACAGACAUAAAAGACAGUUUGUUCCCAUUUCCAACUGGAAGAAAAUGUUGAAACAUAUCUGC